Molecule: messenger RNA, 693 nt
Organism: Aspergillus novofumigatus IBT 16806
Lineage: Eukaryota; Fungi; Ascomycota; Eurotiomycetes; Eurotiales; Aspergillaceae
Product: SNARE domain protein
Exons: 3
Coding region: 1-693 (230 amino acids)
Biological process (GO): Golgi to vacuole transport; vesicle fusion; intracellular protein transport
Cellular component (GO): endomembrane system; membrane; SNARE complex
Molecular function (GO): SNAP receptor activity; SNARE binding
Source: RefSeq, a predicted model, not a curated record
AUGGAUAGCACGGACCCUUUCCUUCAAGUACAAGCAGACGUCCUAUCGACGCUGCAAUCCAGCAGGCCCCUUUUCUCCUCAUACCUCCGUAUCAGAUCUCUCGCCAAAUCGCCAUCAAAUCCAGAACUCCAACAAGCCCGCUCCGAACUCGAGGCUACGCUGACAGACUUAACCGCGGAUCUGGAUGAUCUCGUCGAGAGUGUCCGCGCAAUCGAGCAAGAUCCAUACCGGUAUGGCCUCGAAAUCGAAGAAGUCGCACGCCGACGGAAGUUAGUGGACGAGGUUGGAGAUGAGGUCGAGAAGAUGAGGGAGGAGUUGCAGAGGGUCGUCACAACUGCCGACACAGCUGGCGGGACCAGAGCAGCUACAGGCUCUACGUCGGGACUGCCCAAUCCGGCCGACUUUGACAAUGUCCUGUCUCCCUCGGCGGAUGAUCGAGGGGAUGAUUACUACGCUGCUCUUGAGCAGCAGCGGCAGAUGGAGCUGAUGCAUGAACAAGAUGAACAGCUGGACGGGGUAUUUCGGACCGUGGGCAACCUACGGCAGCAGGCAGAUGACAUGGGGAGAGAGCUGGAAGAGCAAACAGUCAUGAUCGACGAGGUCGAUACAUUGGCCGAUAGAGUUGGGGGCAAGCUGAGCGACGGGAUGUCACGGAUAAAGCACAUCGUACGGAAGAACGAAGCAGUCAACUAA